AAAAAUAGUGACACGCUGCCUAAAUUUCUGGUAACGACUUAAACCCUCCAUUGGGCCUUGAUUCUCAGUAGCGCCGCUCUAGAUCUUCAGCAGAAUGGCAUCGGAAAAACUCCUACCUGGAAAUUUGGACUAAAAAACAAAUCUAGUUUAGAUCUAGUGCCAACAAGGACUGUGGUGUGAAAUGUGUUUACACAUUUCUCUAUGGAUCACAAUUAAGUUGACGGAAGGGUCAUCGCACUGCAUUUCGGGAGCUGGAAGCCUCUCUCGAACUGCAAGUCCCGCCAUUAAGCUCCGAGAAGAACUACAAGUCCCAGCAAGCAGAGGAGGCGGGCACACGAGAUCUUUCCGGCGAAGGCGGCGUCCUAUGGUGGAGCGUUAAAGGGGAGAAGCAUGGAUGCUGCGUGCAAGUGGCGGAAUUUACCCGCCGGCCCCAGCCUCAAGCACCUCGCGGCGCCGGACUACGGGCUGCCUAAGGAGCGGCAGCGGCCGGCCCUGCAGGAUCUGUCGCGGGUGCACAUCGAGUCCUUCAACUAUGCCGUGGGCGAAGGGCUGCUCCGGGCCGUGCAGGCCAUUCCACCUUUGGAGUUUGCUUUUAAGAAUGAUCGGAUCACGUUGGCUAUCGUGGGGGCUGUCAUCAGUCCUCCUAUGGUACCAAAAGGGAGUAUAUGUAAAGAGCUAAAAGUUUACCCGGCAGAAUGCAGGGGACGCAGAAGCACCUACCGGGGAAAACUGAUUGCUGAUGUCAGCUGGGCAAUGAAUGGUAUCCCUAAAGGCAUUAUAAAACAGUCCCUCGGAAAUGCUCCAAUUAUGGUGAAGUCCAAACUUUGCAAUCUGCAUGGCCUCUCUCCCAAAGCACUCAUUCAACACCAUGAGGAGGAAGAGGAAAUGGGAGGUUAUUUCAUAAUUCAUGGUAUAGAAAAGGUGAUCCGAAUGGUGAUUAUGCCAAGGCGCAACUUUCCCCUUGCCAUGAUAAAACCAAAAUGGAAAUCCAGAGGCCCUGGUUACACAAAAUACGGUAUCUCAAUACACAGCGUUAGAGAUGAACACACAGCUGUUAACAUGACCCUUCACUACCUUGAAAAUGGCACGGUAAUGGUAAACUUCGUUCAUCAGAAAGAGCUGUUCUUCAUUCCACUGGGAUUUGUACUGAAGGCAUUAGUUAGUUUCCCAGAUUUCCAGAUUUUCCAGGAGUUGAUUAAAGGAAAAGAAGAAGAUAUGUUCUAUAAGAAUUGUGUGUCUCAAAUGCUGCGGCUGGUAGCCGAGGACGGCUGCAUGACGCAGAAACAGGCCCUCAUCUUCCUGGGGCAGCGCUUCAGGGUGAAACUCAACCUUCCUGACUGGUACACCAGUGAACAAGUUGGAGAGUUCCUUUUUGAGCAGUGCAUCUGCAUACACCUGAAGACCAAAGCUGAAAAGUUCUACCUGCUUUGCCUCAUGACGCGAAAACUAUUUAUUUUAGCUAAAGAAGGCUGCAUGGAAGAGAAUCCUGACAGCUUAAUGAAUCAAGAGGUGCUCACCUCAGGGCAACUUUACCUCAUGUUUUUAAAGGAGAAGAUGGAAACUUGGUUACAGUCUGUGAAAAUAGCCUUAGAUAAGAAAGCUCAGAAGUCAAGUAUAAAGAUUACUUCAGAAAACAUGAUGAAGAUCCUUGGCAUGGGAACAGACCUUACAAGGAUGCUUGAAUAUUUCCUUGCCACUGGUAACCUGCGCUCUAAAACAGGUCUGGGCAUGCUUCAAGGUUCCGGUCUCUGUGUGGUAGCAGACAAGCUGAACUUUAUUCGCUACCUCUCCCAUUUCCGCUGUGUGCACAGAGGGUCAGAUUUUCUCAAGAUGAGAACCACCACUGUACGCAAGCUAUUGCCGGAGUCCUGGGGCUUCCUUUGCCCUGUCCACACACCGGAUGGAGAACCUUGCGGUUUGAUGAAUCACAUGACAGCUCCAUGUGAAAUAGUUACACAGGCUUUGUACACAAUCUCCCUGCCGCCCUUGCUUUGCUGUUUGGGUGUCACUCCAGUUGAUGGCAUGCCAAGCCAACCCUACUCUGAAUGUUACCCAGUUAUGUUAGAUGGCUCCCUGGUGGGCUGGAUAGAGAAAGAUCUGGCUCCUGGCCUGGUGGAGACACUCAGGCGCUUUAAGGCAAUGCAAGAAAAGAAAAUUCCGGUUUGGACAGAGGUGGUCCUUAUCCCAAUGACGGGAAAGCCCAGCCUUUACCCAGGGCUCUUCAUUUUCACCACCCCUUGUAGGAUGAUGCGUCCUGUACAAAAUUUGGCCCUGGGAAAAGAAGAGUUGAUUGGCACGAUGGAACAGGUCUUCAUGAACAUUGCUGUGUCUGAGGAUGAAAUCAAACCAGGGCUGACCACUCACCAGGAGCUCUUCCCCCACAGCAUGUUAAGUGUGGUGGCAAGUUUCAUUCCCUUCUCUGAUCACAACCAAAGUCCCAGAAACAUGUACCAGUGUCAGAUGGGCAAACAAACUAUGGGUUUUCCACUUCUAACCUUCCAGUACCGGUGUGAUGAUAAACUCUACCGGCUUCAGACCCCUCAAAGCCCCCUGGUACGGCCAUCUAUGUAUGAUCAUUAUGACAUGGACUCCUACCCAACUGGCACAAAUGCAGUUGUUGCUGUGAUCUCCUAUAGUGGCUAUGACAUGGAAGAUGCAAUGAUCUUGAGCAAGUCUUCAUGGGAGAGAGGGUUUGGACAUGGAAGUAUCUACAAAACAGAGCGUAUUGACCUUGCGGAAAAAAUCAAGCAGGGAGAGGACAACCUGGUGUUCGGGAUUGGCCGCGAUAGUCUGAUGACAUUGCAGAAUCUAGACGCUGAUGGUCUGCCCCACAUCGGAGCCAGGCUUCAAUAUGGAGACCCCUAUUAUAGUUAUCUGAAUCUCAACACGGGGGAAAGCUUUGUAACCUACCACAAAAACAAGGAGAUCUGUGUUGUGGAUAACAUCAAAGUAUGCAGCAAUGACACUGGGACUGGAAGCUUCAAGUGUGUGUGCAUCACGCUGAGAGUCCCCCGGAAUCCAACAAUUGGGGACAAAUUUGCCAGCCGGCACGGUCAGAAAGGCAUCUUGAGCCGGCUAUGGCCAGCUGAGGACAUGCCAUUUACUGAAAGUGGAAUGGUGCCAGAUAUCCUCUUCAACCCUCAUGGUUUUCCAUCCCGAAUGACCAUUGGCAUGUUAAUUGAGAGCAUGGCGGGCAAAUCUGCAGCACUGCACGGGCUUUGUCACGACGCCACCCCCUUCACGUUCUCCGAGGAGAACUCUGCUGUGGAGUACUUUGGCGAGAUGCUAAAGGCAGCUGGCUACAACUACUAUGGGAUGGAGAGAAUGUACAGUGGUGUGUCGGGCGUAGAGCUUGAAGCGGACAUCUUCAUCGGCAUUGUGUACUACCAGCGCCUGAGGCACAUGGUCUCUGACAAGUUCCAGGUGAGGACUACAGGGGCCAGAGAUAAAGUGACCAACCAGCCCAUUGGAGGGCGGAAUGUUCAGGGUGGCAUCCGUUUUGGAGAGAUGGAGCGGGACGCUUUGCUGGCUCACGGGACGUCCUUCUUGCUGCACGAUCGCCUUUUCAACUGCUCCGAUCGUUCGGUGGCCCACGUGUGUGUUGAGUGUGGCAGCCUGCUUUCUCCUCUGUUGAAGCCUCCUCCUGAGUGGUCCACCACAUGCAUCAGGCAACACGUUUGCACUCUUUGUGGCCGGAGCGACACUAUUGAAACUAUCGCUGUCCCUUACGUGUUCCGAUGCUUUGUGGCAGAACUGGCUGCCAUUAACAUAAAAGUGAAGCUUGAUGUGAAUUAGUUCUGGCAAUAUGGACUGUCCUUAAUGCAGGGAGAGAACAGCAAAUACAUUUUUCUUUUGGAACUAUUUUUUUAAAAGCUGCUAACUCGUCAUGAACUGUAACAUUAGUCUGACAUAUAUUGAAAAGCUUGAAUGGAAUGGGGUAACCCAGAAUGACGAAAAAGCGUAAGUAAAAAGUCACAGUUUUAU
Molecule: messenger RNA, 3984 nt
Organism: Rhineura floridana
Lineage: Eukaryota; Metazoa; Chordata; Lepidosauria; Squamata; Rhineuridae
Gene: POLR1B
Product: RNA polymerase I subunit B
Exons: 15
Coding region: 391-3795 (1134 amino acids)
Biological process (GO): DNA-templated transcription
Cellular component (GO): nucleus; RNA polymerase I complex
Molecular function (GO): ribonucleoside binding; DNA binding; DNA-directed RNA polymerase activity
Source: RefSeq, a predicted model, not a curated record